Molecule: messenger RNA, 678 nt
Organism: Epithele typhae
Lineage: Eukaryota; Fungi; Basidiomycota; Agaricomycetes; Polyporales; Epitheliaceae
Product: emp24/gp25L/p24 family/GOLD-domain-containing protein
Exons: 4
Coding region: 1-678 (225 amino acids)
Biological process (GO): intracellular protein transport; Golgi organization; endoplasmic reticulum to Golgi vesicle-mediated transport
Cellular component (GO): COPII-coated ER to Golgi transport vesicle; Golgi apparatus; endoplasmic reticulum
Source: RefSeq, a predicted model, not a curated record
AUGCCCUCUCGAUUGGGCGUUCGUGGCCUCCCCGUCCUCCUGCUCGCCGCGGCCCUCGCGUGCCUUCUGCUUGCACCUUCCGCGGCAGCAAUCAAGUUUGCGCUCCCCGCGUUGCGGUACCCGUCAAGCAAGUGCAUAUGGAACGCGGCACAUCCAGGCGCGCUCGUCAUUAUCACCGCCAACGUCGGUCCUGGGGACGGCCAGCGGAUUGACAUUGAGGUCAUCGACUCGAGCGAGCACAAGAACGUCUACCUGAGCAAGAAGAACAUUGGCGGGGAGAAGCGGUUUGCCAUCACGGCGCAUGCGGAGGAGGACAUUGGUGUAUGCUUCAAGAACACGCUCGAUGCUGGUAUUAACGACGGCAAGCCCCACUCGCGUGUCAUCGACCUCGAUAUUGACAUUGGUGCGGACGCUGUCGACUACAAUGCCAUCGCGAACCAGGAGUCUUUGUCAGGACUGGAGACGGAGAUGCGGAAAUUGGAGGGCAUCGUCAAGGAAAUCACGGACGAGAUGGAGUACUUGAAAACGCGCGAGGAACGUUUUCAGACAACCAACGUCUCUACCAACUCUCGCGUGCAGAACUUCGCGUGGUUCAUGUUCGCGUCGCUGUUCGGGCUGGGGGUGUGGCAAAUCAUGCAUCUCCGUUCGUUCUUCAAGAAGAAGUACCUUAUCGACUAG